AUGCCUGAACCAAACAGACUUGCCAGUCUUGACGCAAGUACUUUGCUCAUCAGCGACCAGGUGCUCUUCGCGGCCAAGACGGCCAAGAAGCUCACCUUUGCCGAGAUCGCCUCCCACCUCGGGCGCGACGAGGUCGCCUGCGCCGCGCUCUUCUACGGCCAGGCCCAGGCCUCGGCCGAGGACGUGUCCCGGCUGUCCGAGCUGCUCGGCGUGCCCGCCGAGACCCUGGCGGCGCAGAUGAUGGGCUUCCCGGACCGCGGCCGUGCGGGGCCCAUGCCGCCCGUGGAGCCGCUCAUCUACCGGCUGUACGAGAUCGUGCAGAACUACGGCUACUCCUUCAAGGCGGUGCUCAACGAAAAGUUUGGCGACGGCAUCAUGAGCGCCAUCAACUUUAGCGCAAAGGUCGACAAGGAGGUCGAGGAGAAUGGCGAUCAGUACGCCGUCAUAACGAUGCGAGGAAAAUGGCUCGCGUAUUCUCGUUUUUAG
Molecule: messenger RNA, 486 nt
Organism: Cordyceps fumosorosea ARSEF 2679
Lineage: Eukaryota; Fungi; Ascomycota; Sordariomycetes; Hypocreales; Cordycipitaceae
Product: Cyanase
Exons: 3
Coding region: 1-486 (161 amino acids)
Molecular function (GO): cyanate hydratase activity; DNA binding
Source: RefSeq, a predicted model, not a curated record